AUGUUUCACACUAUAAAAUUCGCCCACGAAGGGAGGAUGAUCCCGGCAAUCUUCUACCCGCCAGGCGGGCCUCGCUGCCGAGCCAUUAUUUUAUACAUAUGGACCGCACGAACGUGAUGAAAUCCGGCGUGGUUAGUUGUAUAUCAAACAGUUCCACGUUGUUUGCUACCUUCGUUCUUUUACCUCGCAUCCACACUUCUUUCGUUCACCGCGUUUCAAAUUCGCUCGACAUAGGCUUCGUCCGUCUGCCACCUUGGAGGGAUAUUCGUUCAUUCAUUCUCACCGUCACUCUUUUUCGAGGUUCCAUUCCCGCCUCUCGUUCUAUAAUCUCCAAGCCAUCAACAUGUUAGCGAAGCAGCAGAUCCUCCUCGCCGCCCUCGUCGCGCAGGCCGCCGCCCAGUACCCGACCUGCGUCACGAGCUGCGUGCGCCAGUCCGGGUGCGCGCCCACCGACGUGGACUGCAUGUGCAAGAAGGCGUCCGGCACCUUCCUGUCCGACGUCGUCAUCUGCAUGAACCAGUGGUGCGACGCCAGCACCAAGUUCUCCGACCUGCUCGGGCCCAUGCAGGCCAAGUGCGACGUGCCGCAGUCCGCCAUCUCGGCCGCCGAGGCCAAGGCCGGCUUCGACACCGGCUCAGACUCGACCCCCUCCGCUACCUCGAAGGCCAGCUCCACGGGUUCGGAAUCGUCCCCCUCGGUGUCCAUGAUUAUGAGCGUCGGCGAGCCUAACAAGAUCGACGGGUCUACCUCCGCGCCUCAGGUCACCGGUAGCGCCACCAAGGCUAGUAGCCCGUCGAGCGCCGUGUACUCGGACUCGACGGCCGUUAUUACGGCGACCUCUCAUGCUUCGGAGUCCCUCCUCGUCGCGGCUACCACUCUCACCUCCGCCGCCAGCGCAACCAGCACCUCCACCUCCGAGGACUCUAAUGAUGGCUCUGGCUCGUCCGACGGUAGCCCAGCCGGUGGUCACACUGGUGACAGCAGCGCCACUGCGAGCCAGGCCUCUCUACUCGCUGCCGUACUGGCCGUUGGUGCCGCUAUUUCCUUCGGCUGGUAAACACCAUCUCUGCCCCCUAUCUCCACCUAUCUCCCCCUUGUGUAUUUAUUGGGGAGGUCUAAGCUUUAAUUUUCUAUCUGUAUGUAUUGGGAGGAGUCUGUACGCUGUAUAAUGGAUACUGGAUGAACGUCUGGAAUCACGACGGGCACUGUCGUACCGGUUGUUGGACGAAUCACAAGCUAGAGUCGAGACAGGAUGUGGUAAGGAUGAGGCGAAGGGAAGUAAUGCGUAUAGACGUUUACACCG
This is a messenger RNA of Annulohypoxylon truncatum, 1303 nucleotides long. RefSeq lists its product as uncharacterized. The record is from RefSeq and is a predicted model, not a curated record. The transcript is spliced from 2 exons. Lineage: Eukaryota; Fungi; Ascomycota; Sordariomycetes; Xylariales; Hypoxylaceae. The coding region runs from base 344 to 1057 and encodes 237 amino acids.